Molecule: messenger RNA, 1055 nt
Organism: Macroventuria anomochaeta
Lineage: Eukaryota; Fungi; Ascomycota; Dothideomycetes; Pleosporales; Didymellaceae
Product: ribosomal protein S3Ae
Exons: 3
Coding region: 1-768 (255 amino acids)
Biological process (GO): translation
Cellular component (GO): cytosol; ribosome
Molecular function (GO): structural constituent of ribosome
Source: RefSeq, a predicted model, not a curated record
AUGGCUGUCGGCAAGAACAAGCGUCUCUCAAAGGGCAAGAAGGGUCUUAAGAAGAAGACCGACACUUUCGCGAAGAAGGACUGGUACAACCUCAAGGCACCCGGAACUUUCGCGGUUAGGGAUGUCGGCAAGACCCUCGUCAACCGCACCACCGGUUUGAAGAACGCGAACGACGCCCUCAAGGGCCGGAUAUUCGAGGUUUCGCUCGCCGAUCUCCAGAAGGAUGAGGACCACUCUUUCCGCAAGGUCAAGCUCCGCGUCGACGAGGUUCAGGGCAAGAACUGCCUGACCAACUUCCACGGCCUCGACUUCACCUCCGACAAGCUCCGCUCGCUCGUCCGCAAGUGGCAAUCCCUCAUCGAGGCCAACGUCGUCGUCAAGACCACCGACGACUACCUCCUCCGCCUCUUCGCCAUCGGCUUCACCAAGCGCAGGCCGAACCAGAUUAAGAAGACCACCUACGCCGCUUCGUCGCAGAUCAGGGCGAUCCGCAAGAAGAUGACUGAGAUCAUGCAGAGGGAGGCCAGCUCCUGCACUCUGGCUCAGCUCACCCAGAAGCUGAUCCCCGAGGUCAUUGGCCGCGAGAUCGAGAAGUCCACCCAGGGCAUCUACCCCCUUCAGAACGUCCACGUCCGCAAGGUCAAGCUCAUCAAGUCGCCCAAGUUCGACCUUGGUGCCCUCCUCGGUCUGCACGGCGAGUCGAACGCCAACGACUCUGGCGAGAAGGUUGAGCGCGAGUUCAAGGAGACCGUCCUUGAGAAUGUUUAAAUGAUCAUGGUUGAUUAGGCUGGGGUUUUCUGGGUCCUUUCAACUUUCUGCGGCAUGAUCUGGGCAUCCAAGAGGCGCUAUGUUUACAAUAUGAAAGGUUAAACAUACCCUUGAUGCGUUCCGGUCGCAGUGAUGGCGUGCAUGGGUACUGAUAUCCGCACUUGGUGUUUGCGGGAAAAGUAUCACGGAAAUGACAAUGACAAUUCACACCUAUCGGCCCCAUGCUUUGUCGCUGACCGUGUUGCCAUUGUAUGUACAUACAGUAAUGCCACCUCGAUACCCUGCAC